This is a messenger RNA of Rhodotorula toruloides NP11, 2139 nucleotides long. Its product is annotated as long chain fatty alcohol oxidase. The record is from RefSeq and is a predicted model, not a curated record. NCBI's taxonomy places the organism in Eukaryota, Fungi, Basidiomycota, Microbotryomycetes, Sporidiobolales, Sporidiobolaceae. Bases 1 to 2139 code for a protein of 712 amino acids. Gene Ontology annotation, molecular function: long-chain-alcohol oxidase activity; flavin adenine dinucleotide binding. The transcript has 8 exons.
AUGGUCAAUCUCGACAUGACGCCAGGCCAGCGGGCUGUCUUGACCGCUGUCGCCGACGCCGCCUUCCAGGCCCACGGGCCAGAGACGGUCAGCGAGAUCAAGUCGCUUCUCCCGCCAGUCGAGAGGUUUGUGCGGAGCAAGUUCAGCGACUUGCCUGGGUCGGUCGAUGCGCUCGCCCAGCAAUUCUGCACCUCGCUCUCGAAGGAGAACGUCGACAAGAUCGCCCUCACCCUCUCGCUCCUCUCGACCCGUCCCGGCACCCUCCUCCUCGCCGGCCACGCGACACCCUUCCCCGACUUGACGGUCCAGCAGCGCGAACUCGUCCUCCAGAAGUGGCGCGUCUCGUCCCUCCCGCUCCUCCGCCAGGCCUUCCGCGGCCUCGUCUCGCUCGCCCUCUUCGUCGCCUACAACCUCUACGACGAGGUCCUCUUCGCCAUCGGCUAUCCCGCUUCGGGCGAUGAGAAGCGCUUCGCCGACCCCGACCGCCUGCGCAAGCACUUCCCCUACACCUUCGAGAAGAUCGAAGUUCCCUACCAGGUCUUCGACACCGACAUGCUUGUCGUCGGAUCCGGCGCAGGCGGUGGAGUCGUCGCCUCUGAGCUGUCGAAGAAGGGAUGGAACGUCUUUGUCGUCGAGAAGGGCCAGUACGUCAAGCCGGAGGACAUGGCUGGCACGCAGCGCGACGGCUUCAAGAGGCUGUACGAGUCUGAGGGCUUGAUGGCCACAGAGGACGGCUCGAUGAACGUCCUUGCCGGCUCGACCUUUGGCGGCGGAACGGUCGUCAACUGGUCCGCCUCGCUCCGCCCUCAGCACUUCCUCCGCGAGCAGUGGGCGAAGGAGCACGGCCUUCCCUACUUCCUCUCGACCGAGUACGCAAAGUCGAUCGAAUACGUCUGCGACCGCAUGGGCGUUUCGGACGAGCACCUCGAGCACAACCGCGCGAACCAGCUUCUCGUCGAGGGAUCAAAGAAGCUCGGCUACCCUAUCUCGAAGAUCCCCCAAAACACCGGCGGCCACGCCCACGCUUGCGGCUACUGCGGCUUCGGCUGCACAUACAGCGAGAAGCAGUCCGGCACGGUGACUUGGCUCCGCGACGCCGCCGAGCACGGCGCCAAGUUCAUGACCGAGACCUCCGUCGAGCGCCUGCUCUUCGCUGCCUCCCCUUCUUCGGCCCUUCCCACACCCGAGACGCUCGACAAGUACACCCCCUCGUCGAGCCGAAGGCACUGCAUCGGCGCGCUCGUCAAGGACAAGAACGGCAACCUUGCUGUGAUCCGCGCUAAGCAGUCGACCAUCGUCUCGGCGGGUACGAUCCACUCGCCUGCGGUGUUGAUGCGCAGCGGUCUCAAGAACCCGCGCAUUGGCCGCAACCUUCGCUUGCACCCGGUCGUGUUCACGACCGGUCUUUACGAUGAGCACAUCAGGCCGUGGGAGGGCGCGAUCAUGACGGCCGUCACUGGCGUGCAGGAGAACUGGGACGGUUCGCACCACGGCGUCAAGAUCGAGGUCAUCCAGUCAUUCCCUGGAGGACAGGCAGCAGGCUUUAUCGGCUGGACGUCGAGCAAGGAGCACAAGAAGACGAUGGCGCAGUACGGCAACUUGCUCACGCUCAUCUCGAUUGCGCGAGACCGUGGCUCGGGCCGCGUCUUCCUUGACUCGGAGGGCAAACCUAGGAUGGACUACACCGUCAACUCCUACGACAGCAACUCCCUUGUGCGGGGCACGAUCGCCGCCGCCGAGAUCCACCUCGUGAACGGCGCCAAACGCAUCACGACCGCCCAAGUCGACGUCGAGGACUACGUCCCUGCUCCGGGUCACCAGUACCUCGCCGACCCCAAGUGGAAGGAGUGGGUUGCGAAGAUUGAAAAGGCGGGUGUGUACCCUGGACGGUGCGCGAUUGGGAGCGCACACCAGAUGGGCUCGUGCCAGAUGGGAGCGAAGCCUUCGACGAGCGUCGUCGACCCGCGUGGAAGGGUUUGGGGAACGGAUGGCCUCUACGUCGCGGACGCUUCGGUGUUCCCGACCGCGUCGGGCGUGAACCCGAUGAUCACGAACAUGUCGCUCUCGCACUCGAUCGCGCGGUUCAUCGACGAAGACGCGCGCGAAGCCGUCUCUCAGCCCGUCCAGGCGCAGCUCUAA